CGUGUCUCUCACUUCUGGCACGCCUUGCUCUGGGCUUCAGUCGGGCUGGCCAGAAGGACCAGCUGGGCCACUCGAUCGAUGCGCUGCGGCGCUUCCUGAUCCUGCUGAGCGCGGCCCGUCGCAAGCACCAGUGGGACCUUGGCGAGCUGGCUCUGACUCGAGCGCUGGCCAUCUGUAAGUCGCCUCGAGCGCUCACGCUGCGCCGCGCUGACUGCAGCGCCGGACACAGUGCCGCAGCUCGAGCUGCGCAUACCCAACUUCCCGCGCAUGACGAGCCUCAUCUCGACGACGCCGCCGCAGCCGACGGUGCCGAUGGCCACGAGUGCGGAUCUGCAGGGCAUCCCGGCCGAUGCGCUGCAGUCGCUUGGCGGCGGCCAGUUCUACGACGAGACGGCCGCCACGCUGGCCGCGCUGGGCGGCAUGAGCGGCGACGCCUUCCACGCCUCGCUGCAGGGCGGCCAGCAGGGCCAGCACGCGCAGCACGCACAGCAUACCCCGCACUCCCAGCACCAGCACGCCGUGCAAGCGCAGCAGCGACAGCAGCAGCACCCGCAGCACCAGCAUCACCAGCAGCAGCAGCAGCCCUUCGGCGCCGCGUCGGGCCAGCACGCCUUCAAUGCGCCGCACAUCUUCCCGACCUCCACGCCCGGCGACGCCUUCUUCGGCCUGCAGGGCGGCGAGAUCAUGGACGCCUCGGGCGGCGCCGAUGCGUAUGCCUCGCUCGGCGCCAGUGCGGGCCCGGCGCUCAUGCUUGCCGACGACUGGAUGCAGCUCGGCCUCGGCGGGCCGGGCAGCAACGUGAUGCAGAGCUCGAUGUGGCCCGGCGGCAAUGCAUGAGGCCCUCUGUGCUCUUUCUUCCAUACCCGCGCGGUUGCUGCCUCGAUAACCUCAUGGUGGCCUCGAUGCUUCGUGCGCGCGCACUUGCAGAGUGCGGCUGUGCCGCGCUUGAGUUGGACAGGAAUAGCAUCUCACGAA
This is a messenger RNA of Tilletiopsis washingtonensis, 975 nucleotides long. RefSeq lists its product as hypothetical. NCBI's taxonomy places the organism in Eukaryota, Fungi, Basidiomycota, Exobasidiomycetes, Entylomatales. The record is from RefSeq and is a predicted model, not a curated record. The transcript is spliced from 2 exons. Bases 268 to 837 code for a protein of 189 amino acids.